Molecule: messenger RNA, 4505 nt
Organism: Phasianus colchicus (ring-necked pheasant)
Lineage: Eukaryota; Metazoa; Chordata; Aves; Galliformes; Phasianidae
Source: RefSeq, a predicted model, not a curated record
GCGUGGGCUGCAAAUUCAGUUGCGAUGGAGACCGUGUCCCUGGAGCACCAGAUCCAGAGUGUGCAGAGGCACAUUGCUUUCCUGAAGAAGGAGCAGAUGGAGCUGCUCCAUGGCCUGCAUCUGGAGAUCCUCCGCCUGCAGAAGCACUGCUCAGAGCUGACCCACGACCUUGAGAUGAAGGAGCUGGAGGCCCGCCAGCAAGACGCGCUGGACCGGGAGCUGGAAGAGAAGUGCCGGGCGAUGGAGGCUCAGCUGCAGGAGAAGGAGAAGGACAACCUGGAGCUGCGCAAGGAGCUGCGGCACAAGGAGACGCUGGUGGCCGCGCUGCGCUCCAGCCUCCGCAGCAAAGAGCGGCGCUUCCUGGAGGAGCUGAAGCGGCGCAGCCACCGCGUCACCAUCCUCGACACGGAGCUGCAGAAGCAGACGGAAGCGGCCGCCUACCUCUCCCUGCAGCUGCACGCCACCGCCCAGCGCCUGCCGGGCCCCCGCAGCGGCGGGCGGCCGCCCCCCGCGCAGCCCCCGGCCGAGGGCAGGCAGCCGCGCCGCGGCCAUAGGGUGCAUCCGCGGCGCCCGGCCGGGGUCGGCGCCCGGCCCGGGGACCCCGCGCGCGAGGAGCACGACGCCAUGCCCGACCCGGCCCUCUUCCUCUACGCGGCGCGGCCGCCCGCCCCGCAGCGCCCGUCACCGCCGGAGCCCCACGCCGGGCCCCGCCGCGCUGCCGCGGUCCCCCGAGCGCAACGGCUGCCCCAGCCGCCGCCGCAGGAGCCCGAAGCCGGGGCUCGGCCAGCCAAGGGCGAGCCCGGCAAGCGGCCGGGGCCUGGGCCCCGCGGUGCCCGCGCGCGGGAGUGAGCAUCGAGGCGGGCACGGCCCGAGCGGCUGGGAAGGCGCUGACCCCGGAGCACCGUGCUGAGCAGCAGCCGAGGUCGCCGUCCCCCGGGAAGGGGGCAGGGGAGGCAGCGCUCCGCUCUCGGCCCCGCGCUGAGCCCGCCGGGCUGCGCCGUGCGGAGCGGGCUGGGGCAGCGCUGCACGAGGCUUGCCGAGGGGCGACGAAGGAACGAGGCUGGGACGAGGCUGCUGCAGGGGUCCCCCAAACCGAAAGGUGCCCGUCUGCAGCACCCGGCGCUGCUCCCCGCCGGAGCACGGCUGUGACCCACGUCACCCGCACGGGGUGUCCGCACGCCAGCACCGUGUUCCUCAUCGGCACCUACAGCCGGCUGCUGUUUUCUCACCACAGACUGAAAUCAUGUCAGCAAGGCACUGGCAAAGCGGGAUCUGGUGCGCUGCCACCCACGGGGCAGAGCUGGCCACAGUGCAGCCCCAUCAGGAGCAGAGGCUGCAGAUGACGCUUUGCCUGCGGUGUCCGAACCAUCGGAGCCCACCUCCCUCGUGCUCAGUUCAAACCCCUGGGAAAGCAUGGUCCUCCUUCUGAACCAUCACCUGCCUCCAGCCCGCAGAGCGCCAUGCAGCCAGAGGUCUCUAUUUUUGUAGCUCGGUGUUUGUAACUUACAAUGCUUUUAGGAGACUCUCAGUCGCAGUCUCAGGCCAGCUCUCCAGAUGGUGAAAUCAAACCCCAAAGUACGAUCAGCUCUGCAGGAGGCGAGCAGCUUUCAUGCUGCCCUUUGGCUGUGAUGGGCACCCACUGGGAGAAGUGUCCAACUCUGGUGGGAGGCCCCCCCCAGUGCCCCCAGUGCUGCCCCAGCAGCCUCUGGCCAUGCUCCCAGAAAGGCACUGCAUGGCAGUGGGUGAGACACAGCCUGGCAUCUUGUGGGUAAACCCCUCCCGGCCUUGGGACAGGGCUGCUCUUCCCGGGCUCUGAGUGCUUCUGCUGAGAGCACGUCCCAGUGUUCUUUUAAUGUGAAAGAGGGUAAAACAUCUCUGUGCGUCCCUGUGCUGUGAUUUGCACAGCUGGUUCCCCCUCAUUCCUAGACAAUCCUGAUACACAGAGCGUGUUGCAUUUUUAUUAUAAAGUUAUUGAUAAAAUCAUGUUGUUCAUGACCAACCUGAGCAUUAGAAAGGGGAGGCCGUGUAAGUACCCUCCUGUUCUCUGUAAAUAUCUUCCUAACAAUCAGCAUUUUUAGUGCCUAGUAUGUAAAUGAAGCAACCCUGUGGGAGCUGCAGGACCCUUCCCCCUUCUCAGCCAUCAGCUCUGAGUUCCAGGGGCACAUCCCAUCUCAGUGCCUCAUGGCUUCUGCCCACCCCAUGGCAGCCUGAAUGGGCAGGGAGGCAGCAGGGCCAUGAGAGUCUGGAGCCAGCCCUGAGCUGGGAAGGGCCGGCCUCAUGCACUGCACUGCGGUCACUGCUGCUCCUGAAGGGGGGAAGCUCUAGAGUACAAUAUAUACGCACUUAUAUAUAUGUAUACACAUAACGCACUUGCUUUGAAGGGAAAACACUGUAUGAUUGUAAUAGAAAUGAUGUUGAAAUAAAUUAUUUUAAUCUUUGUAUUUAUAUAAAAUGUUCGACGAGAUCUAAAUGAUCCCAACACCCAGAAAGGCAGUGCUCCUGUGUUUAACCUGUGGGAUGCUGCUGGGUGCACUGAGCUCACGGAGCAGCAGGGAGCCCCAGGCAGUGCCUGCCCUGCCCAUGUGUGCAGGGGGUCCACUGCCCCCAGCUCUGGCUGCAGCACAGGGCAGUGCCCCAUCACUGCAUUGCUCAGCGCUGCUCAGCUCCGCGUGAGUCGGGGCGGUUAGCUGUACGUUGUGCUGCAGAGCUCUGUACAUGGACACGUAUAGACUGGGAGUGUAACUGCUGACACCUACAUGCUCUGUAUGGAACAAGCAAUGUGUAACGUUGACGCAUAAAGCUAUUAGACUGGAAAUGGAUGCAUAGCAAUAAUGCUCCAUUGUUAAACAUUACCUGAUAUAUAUAAAACAGCAUGUUGGCAACUCCUGCGUGCAGACCAACAGCCAGGCACUGCUCUUGCACCCACUGCUGCUGUUCUGCACUGCUUGCAGCCCACUGUGCCUGGAGCACUGGUGUAGUGAUCAUCCUUCCUGCUGUGCUGCAGCUGCUCUCCAAGGAGGGCACCCUGUUGCACAACCUCGCAGCAGAGGCAGAGGAGCUGUGCAUGUGGCAGAAGCAGCCCCACGGUUUACACAGUGCCCCAGGCAGGCUGCUUGGGGAGCUCUCCUUCUUGACCCCAUUAAUUAAAAAGCCUUAUUUUCUGAAUGUGCUUGCUGGGGCUACCUAAGCACCCCUGGCUAUAUCCUUCCUGCUUUGGUGGUGUGCUUGUUGGGGCGCUCAGCAGCGCCCUGACUUCAUACCACCCACCAGAAGUGUCAGUGCUGUCCUGCACAGCACAGCCUGGCAGAGCCCUGCCUUAAUCCCCGGGGAGCGAGGCUGCAUGGGCCCAAUGCCCAUCUGAAGUGCUACCACCCUCCUGGCAGAGCGCUCCCUGAUUGCAUCCAGCCUGCCAGCUGGCGUCCCACCCCUCUUGCACAUCAGGAGGAGCUGCCCACACCCAGGUCCAGUCCGGUUGCUCGUUUGACCAAGGCAGAAUUCAAGGCUUUCUGCAGGCUGCCCUUUCAAAGAUCCACUUUCCCAUCACUGCAGUCACACCAGUAAUGAUAUGCCAAGCCCUGAACUCCCGCAUCUUCCUGUGUCUGUAAAGCCAGACCUUCUUCCCGAGGUCCGCAGGCGGAUGCUGAGCCACAUCUCCCCGGUGGGUGCAGGGCCACGUGCUGGGACCGCUGGGGCUGUGCAGGAGCCUGCUGUCCCACCGGCUCUGCAGAGCCUCAGGCUGGGCCCUGCACUCAGUUGCCCUGGCUCGAGCAGCUGCAGCUCCAUCAGAGCAGAGCAGGGCAUUCUCAGCUGGACGAGCAGAGCUAAGCGGGGCAGUGGCACCGUGUGCCUCCUGCUGGGAGAUCCACGGCGAUGGGAGGGAGCCAGCGCUCUGACACUGCGCUGCUUUAUGUGAGGGUGCAGUUUACUACAUGGCACCAUUAUUCACCCGCACCACGUUCACGUUGACUUUUUUAACCAAGUGCUUUUCAAAACGUAUUCUCUACGUACCCAGAGAGCAGAGAACGGAGCUGUGAGCUGUACGUGAGAAGCCACUGCGAUACCACUAUUAUUUCUUGAUGAAAACAAUGCAGUCCCUUUGGAGUUGCCCUUUCCUGCCCCAGCGCAGCCCCCUGAGCUCCCACCGGCAGCAGCCCCGUCCCACAGCCCCGGGCUCCAGCUCCGUCACGGCUGGAAGCCGAGCGCCCCGGUCCUCAUCCCCAUCCCCAGCCCGGUACCCGGACACAGCUGCGGGCCGGCCGAGCUCCGCGCUCCCGGAGGCCCCACGGCCCGGUCCCGCCGCGGUGCCGCUGUUCCCGGCCCACCUCGUGGCGCGGCGUCCCGGGACGCAAACCGAACGGAAUCGGCUUUUGGCCGUUCGUUUUUCACUCCCGAGGAAGGCGGCCGCCCGCGUCCCGGUCCCGCCCGUCCCCCGCCCGUCCCGCACGCAGCGCUCCGGCGGCACCGCAGCCCCGGGGCCCCGCGCGCGACCUUGCAGGCGUCGGGAA